This is a messenger RNA of Chinchilla lanigera (long-tailed chinchilla), 6835 nucleotides long. RefSeq names its product collagen, type IV, alpha 6 (gene Col4a6). Gene Ontology annotation, cellular component: collagen type IX trimer. The coding region runs from base 401 to 5464 and encodes 1687 amino acids. The record is from RefSeq and is a predicted model, not a curated record. Gene Ontology annotation, molecular function: extracellular matrix structural constituent. The transcript is spliced from 46 exons. Lineage: Eukaryota; Metazoa; Chordata; Mammalia; Rodentia; Chinchillidae.
GACUGCACCAGCAACCUGCGAGGGAGUGACGCUCAGUUAUUUGGAGGAGGGAAACUUCUAGACCACUGGGCUGAGUAUUAUGAGUCCAACCAGGAAGCGUUUCUUUUCGUUAAUUUACACCUUACGUUGACCCUACUUUCCCCCGCCCAGUCCCGCCGUCUUUCGUGCGCCUGGAACUAUCUCCUGAGUGCUGCAAGUUGUAGAGGGCACCGCUGAGCAUUUCCCUUUGGGGCAGUUCUUAUCUAGAAGCUGACUUCAGUUGCUUCAAAACUGAGCUGCUUCUGCCCCUUACCCUGUUCUGAGUAAGAAAGCAGCCGCACAACAUCAGCAAACCCCGAUGAGCGAGCGCCGCGGAGCUGCUUAGAGUCUCCCAGGACACAGCUCCGGAGAAGCAGCAAGCAUGUACCCUGGGUUGUGGCUGCUCCUGGUUUCCUUGUGCCUGACGGAGGAACUGGCAGAAGCGGGAGAGGAGUCUCAUGGAAAGCCAUGUGGGGGCCAGGACUGCAGUCAAGGCUGUAAAUGCUCUCCUGAAAAGGGAGCUAGAGGGAGACCUGGACCAAUUGGAAUUCAAGGUCCCACUGGUCCUGAAGGACCUGUUGGAACUACUGGCUUAUCAGGGCUGAAAGGACGAAAUGGUUUCCCAGGUCCUCUGGGUCCAUAUGGACCGAAAGGAGACAAGGGCCCCAUGGGAGUUCCCGGCUUUCUUGGCAUCAAUGGCAUUCCGGGCUACCCUGGACAGCCAGGUCCCAGAGGUCUACCUGGCCUGGAUGGUCAUAAUGGAACUAAAGGAGCUGUUGGAUUUCCAGGCCAUGAUGGCUAUCCUGGGAUUCUUGGACCACCUGGCCUCCCUGGUCUGAAAGGUUCAAAAGGUGAACCCAUUCUUUCUCAACACAGUUUUACAGGAAUGAAGGGGAAUCCUGGGUUGCCUGGACUAGAUGGAAUCAUGGGACCACAGGGACUACCUGGAACUCCUGGAGACACAGGGCCUAUAGGAUCACCAGGACUGCAAGGUCCUCCAGGCCUCCCUGGUAACCCCGGUCCUGAUGGCAAUAUGGGGUUAGGUUUCCAUGGAGAGAAAGGAGUCAAGGGGGAUGUUGGCCUCCCUGGCCCCGCAGGACCACCACCAUCUACUGGGGAACUAGAAUUCAUGGGAGUUCCCAAAGGGCAGAAGGGAUCCAAGGGUGAACAAGGACCUCCAGGUCUCCCAGGAGUGACUGGCCCUUCAGGCUUCCAAGAAUUGGGAUCUACUGGAGGAAAAGGAGAAAAAGGAAUCCUUGGUUUGCCAGGACCUAGGGGUUCUGUGGGUUCAGAGGGAGUGCCAGGUCCUCCAGGGACAAAGGGCAAGAAGGGGUCUCCAGGUACUCCUGGGUUUAAUGGAUUCCCAGGAAUUAAGGGCGAAAAAGGUGGCGUUGGCCUGCCAGGCCCAGAUGUCUUCACUAGUGCAGAUGGGGCUGUGAUCCCAGGUUAUCCUGGAGACCCCGGUGUUCCAGGACACCCAGGUUUGAAAGGAGAUGAAGGCAUCCAGGGCCAACGUGGCCCUUCUGGCAUCCCUGGCCUUCCAGCCUUACCAGGUGUGCCAGGUGCCAUAGGGCCUCAGGGACUUCCGGGUCUAAAGGGAGACCAAGGAAACCCAGGCCAUACCAUGAUUGGAGGAGCUGGCCUUCCUGGCAGAAUUGGUUUGCCAGGCCUACCAGGUCUACCAGGCCCACCUGGUCCACCAUCUAAGAUUGGAACUCUGCAUGGCACAGGGCCAGGAUUCCCUGGUCUCCGAGGAAAACAAGGUGUAAAAGGAAAUCGAGGCCACAAAGGAGUAAAAGGGGACUUGGGUUUUUGUGCUUGUGAUGGUGGUGUCCUGAACACUGGACCACGCGGGGAACCAGGCCUGCCUGGGCCACAAGGUCUCAUGGGUUUUCCAGGCCUUAAAGGAACCAGAGGAGAUCCAGGCUCUGAGGGUGCACAAGGCCCAGCAGGGACUCCAGGUUCAAUUGGACCUCACGGCUUUCCAGGUGUCAAAGGAAAGAAGGGUGAACCAACUCUCAGUACAGGAUCAGGGAUGCCGGGGGAGAAGGGUGAUCCUGGCCCCCAGGGUUUCCCAGGUAUAAAAGGAGCUCCAGGCAAGGAUGGAGUACCAGGUUUACCAGGUCUGCCAGGUCUUCAAGGUGAUGGUGGACAGGGAUUCCCAGGAGAAAAGGGACUACCAGGAAUUCCUGGUGGAAAAGGCCAUCCUGGUCGAACCGGUCCCCGAGGAAUUGGGCUGCCAGGAGUUCCUGGACCUCUCGGGCCCCCAGGAGAGAAAGGAAUAGAUGGGUUACCGGGGCAACAAGGCCUCCGUGGACCUCCAGGAAUCACCUUGCCUUGUAUUAUUCCUGGGUCAUAUGGUCUGUCAGGAUUACCAGGAGUUCCCGGAUUAAGAGGCCCUAAAGGAUUCCGUGGCCUCCCUGGGACUCCAGGCCAGCCUGGAUCUCGUGGAAACAAAGGAGAGCCUGGAAGUCCAGGAUUACUACAUCUCCCUGAACUGCCAGGAUUUUCUGGACCACGUGGGGAGAAAGGCUUUCCUGGAUUUCUGGGGCGUCCUGGAAAAGACGGCUUGCCUGGAAAGGCUGGCAGCCCAGGUUUACCAGGAUCCAAGGGAGCCCCUGGUGACAUAUUUGCCGCUGAAAGUGGUGCUUCGGGGGCUCAAGGCCAACAGGGAGUGCCAGGGGACAGAGGAUUUCCUGGAGACUCUGGCCCUCCAGGACCCAUGGGUUCACAUGGGCAGCCUGGCUUGCUAGGUCCCAAGGGUGACCAGGGCAGCCCUGGAACACCAGGACAAGUGGGACAGCCAGGCCCCCCUGGGUCUAGUGGUCUUCAUGGCAUCAAAGGCAAAUCCGGGCUCCCAGGACCACCAGGUCUUCCAGGCAUUUCAGGAUAUCCUGGAAAAAAAGGUCCAAAAGGCGAGAAAGGGCUCCCUGGAUCAACUAGCAAAAGAGGUCUACCUGGGAUGAAAGGCCUUCCAGGACCCCCUGGGCUAACUGGCUUCCUGGGGAGUCCAGGCCUGCCGGGGGUUACUGGGCUGCCAGGCCUCCCAGGUCCAAAGGGUGAGAAGGGGUCCAUUGGACUACUAGGUUUUCCAGGACUACAAGGUCUCCCUGGUUUUCCUGGUGCAAGUGGAUUAAAGGGAAUUCCUGGGUUAGUUGGAAAAGUGGGAACAUCUGGACGGGCUGGAAGUGCUGGUGAAAAGGGAGACAGAGGUGAUCGAGGCCCAGUUGGAGUACCCGGUCCCAGACCUCCGAUGCUGAGUCUGUGGUUCAAAGGCGACCAAGGCUCUCAGGGAUCAGCUGGAUCAGAUGGAUUUCCUGGGCCCAGAGGUGACAAAGGAGAGGCUGGCCGCCCAGGGUCACCAGGCCUGCCUGGAGCUCCUGGCUUCCCCAGCACCAUCAAAGGGCUUAGCGGGAUGCCAGGUGCCCCUGGCUCCACGGGGCUGCAGGGCUUACCUGGCCUGAAGGGUUCCUCAGGAAUCCCAGGUUUUCCAGGAAUGCCAGGAGAAAGUGGUUCACAGGGUCUCACUGGAGCUCCUGGACUCCUGGGAGCAUCUGGUCUCCCAGGAUCAAAAGGAGAUAAGGGCCAGAUGCUUGAAAUUUCCGGUAGCCCAGGACCCAAGGGACAACCUGGUGACCCAGGUAUUAAAGGUGUGAAAGGAAAAGAUGGACUAGUUGGUGACGUUGGUUUCCCAGGAAACAAAGGUGAAGGUGGAAAAGUUGGUAUUUCUGGAGAUGUUGGCCUUCCUGGCUCCCCAGGACGUCCGGGAAUUGCAGGUAUCAGAGGAGACCCAGGAUUUCCAGGUUCCUCUGGUCAUUCAGGGACCCAUGGGCCCCUGGGCCCCUCUGGAUUAAUUGGACCCAAAGGAUUCUCUGGACUUCCUGGCUUACAUGGACUGAAUGGGCUUCCAGGAACCAAGGGUGCCCAUGGCACCCCAGGAGCCAGUGUCACAGGUGUACCCGGGCCUGCAGGCCUUCCUGGUCCCAAAGGGGAAAAGGGAACACCAGGAACUGUCAUUGGAGCCCCAGGGAAGCCAGGCCCAAGAGGACAAAAAGGUGGCAGAGGUUUCCCAGGUCUCCAAGGUCCUGCUGGCCCCCCCGGUGCCCAAGGCAUCUCCUUGCCCUCAAUCAUAGCAGGACGGCCUGGUCAGCCUGGGCGAGCAGGCCUAGAUGGAGAACGAGGCCGCCCAGGCAACCAAGGGUCCCCAGGUCCCCCUGGGCCAUCCUCAGAUCAAGGCGACCCUGGAGACCCUGGAUUCCCUGGAAUUCCUGGCCUUCAAGGGCCCAAGGGAGACCAAGGAAUUCCAGGUUUCUCUGGCCUCUCUGGAGAACUAGGACUGAAAGGCAUGAAAGGUGAGGCUGGCUUCAUGGGGACUCCAGGGAAGGUUGGGCCACCUGGAGAUCCAGGAUUACCCGGGAUGAAGGGGAAAGCAGGGCCACGAGGCUCUCCGGGCCUUCAAGGGGCUCCUGGGAAAAUACCAGUUGUGGAAGCUAUCUACGUUCCUCCUGGCCCCUUGGGUCUACCAGGCAUCAAUGGCAUUCCAGGUCUUGCAGGGGACCCUGGGCCCCAAGGUCCUGUUGGCCCACGAGGUGCCAAAGGUUUACCUGGGAUCCCUGGCAAGGAUGGCCUCAAUGGGCUUCCAGGCCCGCCUGGGGCUCUUGGCGAUCCUGGUCUCCCUGGACUGCAAGGUCCCCCAGGAUAUGAAGGAGCUCCAGGGAAGCCAGGCCCCUCUGGGAGCCCUGGGAGGCCUGGGCACAGCGUGAGAGUGGGCUACACGUUGGUGAAGCACAGCCAGUCGGAACAGGUGCCUGUGUGCCCCGUCGGGAUGAACCACCUGUGGGUAGGUUACAGCCUGCUGUUCGUGGAAGGCCAGGAGAAAGCACACAACCAAGAUCUGGGGUUUGCUGGUUCCUGUCUGCCCCGCUUCAGCACCAUGCCUUUCAUUUACUGCAACAUCAAUGAAGUGUGCCACUAUGCCCGACGCAAUGAUAAGUCCUACUGGCUUUCCACUACUGCCCCCAUUCCCAUGAUGCCAGUCAGCCAGGCCCAGAUUCCCCAGUACAUCAGCCGCUGCUCUGUGUGUGAGGCGCCAUCGCAAGCCAUUGCUGUGCACAGCCAGGACAUCACCGUCCCACAGUGCCCUCUGGGCUGGCGAAGCCUCUGGAUCGGGUACUCCUUCCUCAUGCACACUGCCACUGGGGCCGAGGGUGGAGGCCAGUCCUUGGUUUCCCCAGGCUCCUGCCUUGAGGAUUUUCGGGCCACUCCUUUCAUUGAGUGCAGUGGUGCCCGAGGCACCUGCCACUACUUCGCCAACAAGUACAGUUUCUGGCUGACGACAGUGGAGGAGAGGCAACAGUUCAGGGAAGAACCUGUGUCAGAAACGCUGAAAGCUGGGCAGCUCCACACCCGGGUUAGCCGCUGCCAGGUGUGUAUGAAAAACCUGUAGGGUGGCACCUACCACUCUGCCCCUUGCCUGCCCCACCCCUCACAAGGGUCACCUCGCUUGCCUCAACGAUCAGAAGAAAGCAGGCCUGGGCCCUUCUGCCUAUCUAUCGAGUUACACAUUGGAGUUGCAUUUGGGCUGGACUGCUGGACACUGGUCACUUCGACCCUCGAACCAUUAGAUGAUCCCACCCUGUGAAGUCUGCUGUCCCUGUGUCACCAACCUAGCGCUACUGUUCUAUUUGGGUGUUUUGCAUGUCGGUUCAUGGCUACCUCAGAAAGAUUUGCUGGACCACCACUUUCUUAAGGCUGCUAGGUGCCUCCCUGUCUUGAUCAGAAAUCUCUUCAUGAGACCUAGGACUAUUAAGUCACUUCGUUAUGUCCAGAACAUACCACACAUUAUUUGGCUUAAGCCAGAACCCAGUGUUUCUAUAUUUUUAAAAAAAUUACCUGUUUGAACAUUCACACAUGGCUCAAGUGUGCAAAGGGCAAGCCCUCACUAUUCCAAGAGGCCCACUGUGUCUAGGCGGGCAACAGAACGGGAAGGAAGUGCCAGCCAGGGGCUCACGGUGAGCCAUGACUCCUUCCAAAGUGCACAAGACUGGCUCCCUCACUGCUUAGGAAGGCUUGAUGGCCAGCAGCCCCUUAACUUCACAUGUUCCUAGACAAAUCACUUCCUCCCUACUGGCUCAUUCUUCCUAGCCAGAGGACUUUGCUUGGAUCAAAGGAGAACAGAGGAUGCAGUAAAUGUGGCCAAGUCCAUAAAAGGAAAUAGGGACCACAUCCCUUUUUUUGUGGGCCAGGCUUACAGGAGUAGAUGGGUAAGGAGGUGGACAUUUUGGUUUUGGCUCAAGGAAUAAAAAGAUAAAUCGCAUUUACGUUUGCUCAAUUCCUCAGAAGUCUCUGUUUAUCCUAAAUACCAUGCAGAUGUAUUCCAUGUGAUAAAGCGACGUGUGGUGUGUUAGUUCUUUUCAUUCUGAGGCUGAGGUUUUCCAUUAAAAUGGUCAUCCAACUACUCUUUCACAGGUAGCCUUUUAAACUAUUUUAAUGUUUUUAAAAACUCAUAAAAUUUAGCACAUUCCUCUCAUCAACAAUUAGUAGACCAAAAGCAAGCCUGAGUUGGUUAUAAAGUAUAUUAUGUUUGGGGGAUUUGCUUCAGCCAUUUUCUUUAAUCACCAGUUUCGGAGAACACUUUUAACUAUGUUGACAUGAGGCCAUUCCUUCCAGGUGAUUCUGUUUCUUUAAGUAUUAUGUAAACUGUGCCAACGCAAACGAAGCAUAAUCGGUAUAAUCUGUACUACUGUAUCCUUCACCUUCUGAGUAAUAAACAUGGUGUCAGCUUUGUACAUAGCAAAUAAAAUGAAUAAAAUCUGAA